Culex pipiens pallens (northern house mosquito) is the source of this 2070-nucleotide messenger RNA. Its product is annotated as organic cation transporter protein-like. Gene Ontology annotation, biological process: transmembrane transport. NCBI's taxonomy places the organism in Eukaryota, Metazoa, Arthropoda, Insecta, Diptera, Culicidae. The record is from RefSeq and is a predicted model, not a curated record. Gene Ontology annotation, cellular component: membrane. Bases 426 to 2066 code for a protein of 546 amino acids. Gene Ontology annotation, molecular function: transmembrane transporter activity. The transcript is spliced from 4 exons.
UGGCCUGGUUCAGUUCUAGUACGAUUGGCACCGCGAACAGUUCGCGCGCUCAAUGUUUACAUCGCGGCUCUUCGGGAUUGCUUCUUGCGUUAUCUGGUCCGGUGGCGACUUCUUCGCGCGCCGACAGCCCGGCUGAGAACUGAUUGAUUUUAAUUGGCGCUUAAUUGGGGAACCGACUUGGCGAAAUCAAUCAGACACCGCCGGACGAGCUGGAACAGGAAAAAAGUUGUUCAAUUCUGUCACCAAAAGUGUGUGUUUCCCUCGAGGUGAAGAGGUCCGUCGGGCGCAUGCUCCGCACAUCCUGAAAUAGCUUCAUUCAUUCACAAACGAGCCGCUGAGGCAAUAGCAGUCGUGAAUUUCGCGUGUGUUUUGAGUCGUGAAUUGUCCGUGCAUGCGGUCGUGCAGUUCCGUGGGAGUUUGCAAAAAUGCCGAAAUCGGAAGAUGACAUUGAUCUUGACGGAGUACUGUCCGAGAUUGGCCAGUUUGGCCGGUUCCAGAUUCGGCAGUAUGGGCUGAUGGUGAUUCCCAUCAUUCUGAACGCGUUCUUCACGCUGAGUUACGUGUUCACGGCGGGCAGUCUGAGCUACCGGUGUCAUGUACCGGGCUGCGACGAUGUCCAAACAACAUGGCAUCCAGCGUGGCUCAACGAAACAGUCCCGAUGCGGAAUGGAGUCCCAGCGCAGUGCGAAAUGUUUGCACCGAUCAGCAAUUCUAGCUUAGAUAACGAUUCGUGCGAUGUCAGCAAAUUCGACACCAGUGCCGUAAUUCAAUGCGACAAGUUCGUGUACGAAGAAGAUGAGGUAACGAUCGUGAACGAUUUCAACAUUACUUGCCCGUACAACGAUUGGAAGCUGACAAUGGUUGGAACGAUCAACAACAUCGGCCAAUUCGUGGCACUCCCGAUCGCUGGAUAUCUCUCCGACCGCUUCGGUAGAAGACUUGUUCUGCUGAUCAGCGUUGCCGGCAGUGCCGUAUUCGGCAUCCUUCGAGCGUACUCCACCAGUUACCAGAUGUUUUUAGUGCUGGAAUUCCUCGAUCCCGCGAUCGGAUCCACCAUGUACACGACGGCCUUCAUUCUAGCACUGGAACUCGUCGGCCCACGAAUGCGAGUAUCCGGCAACAACAUAAUCUCCUGUGCGUUCUCCUUCGCCGAAGCCGGCCUAGGUCUUCUCGCCAUGCUGUUCCGCAACUGGCGAACGCUCCUCAAAGCUCUCUACAUCCCCGGCCUCGUAUCGCUGCCCCUUCUCUGGAUGACCUCCGAAAGCGUUCGAUGGCUGAUAUCCAAGGGUCAGCGGGAGAAAGCUUUCAGUAUCCUGAAAAAAGCAGCCAACACUAACAAGAAGAUACUUUCGCCCUCAGCGAUCGAACGACUCUGUCCCAGUGACAGCGAAUCCAAGUCGGAAGAACUGGAGGAUAAUUCGUUCUUCAGCUUGCUCAAGGAUGCCUUCCAGAACCCCGGACUCAUACUGCGCAUCGUCAAUUGUAGCUUUUGUUGGUUUACCAACGUGCUAGUUUAUUACGGAUUGAGCUUAAACUCCGUCACCCUGGCGGGUGACAAGUACCUGAACUUUAUUCUGGUUUCGCUGGUUGAGCUGCCUGGAUUUUUGAUCAUGCAGCUGAUCUUGGAUAGGGUUGGACGGCGGAUAACUCUUUGUACCACCAUGGUCCUGUGCGGCCUGUUUUGUUUUAUGUCUGAAUUUAUUCCCACCGGAAACCACUGGCUAAGUCUCAUUAUGUUCCUCGUCAGCAAAAUGGCCAUCACCAUGUCGUUCGGCAUCCUCUACAUCUACACCGUGGAAAUCUUCCCAACGAACCUCCGUCAGAGCCUGCUCUCUGUGUGCUCCAUGUUUGGUCGCAUUGGAUCGAUGAUCGCUCCCCAGACUCCCCUGCUAGCCAAAAUUUGGUCCCCACUGCCGAUGGUUAUCUACGGCACCAUCGGAAUCACCUCCGGACUGGCGAUCCUCCAAUUCCCAGAAACGCUCAACACCCAGCUGCCGAACACGGUGGAAGAGGCCAUGAGCAUGAACACCGACGAGAAGAAUAAAGAUCGUGAGAGAUUUGCGUAACUAA